AUGUUAGCCUGCGUCUGCCAACCCGCGGACCCCGGCCUCUUCCGACGCUCCCCAAUCCCUCUGGGGGCGCCCCCCUUAAAAAUAACCAGCAGGACCGUCGCCCCCAUACCCGGAAGGAGCGUCCGCAUCUCGGGACCCGGUCUGGACGCCCUCAGAAACCAUGAACCCGCGAAAAUAGGCCAGACGUCGGUCCGGUCCGAGGAAAUUCCGCAAACCUCCGAGAGUAGCAAUGAAAAUAGUAAAAAUACAACUCGCGGGAGUUCGAAAGCCGCCAGCGAGUCGUCCUCCAAGUCGAGCUCUUGCGCCAGCUUGUCGGCGGUAAAAAAGAAGUGCGCGAAAAGGUGCAAACACUCCAAGAAAGGUGCUAGUUUACCGAACAGUAGCUCUAAAUCAAGUGAUAAAGAAGAGAUUUCAAGCCUUACGCCGGAUAGCGCGGACUGUGAUAGGAAAUUGGAUGGGAAAUCGAAUGAUUUCGAAAAGCUACCGGACGGAGUGCAGUUGACACUGAGCGAACUGCGCGAGAUGGCUUGCAGGCAGCAGGCCCAGAUCGACUCGCAGCACCAGCUGCUGGUGGCCAAGGAGCAGCGCCUCCGGUACCUGAAGGAGCAGGAGGCUCGCCAGCAGCGCGUGCAGGCCGAGAGCGAGCGCUUGAGGCGGUUGAGGGACCGCGUGGACGCCCAGGAGCUGAAGCUGAGGAAGCUCAGGGCGCUCCGUGGGCAGGUCGACCACCAGAAGCAGAACAACAUCUCUCUAACAAGUGACCUUGACUCGAUCCGCGCUCUGUUCAAUGAGAAGGAGAAGGAGCUAUCUCUGGCUGUGGCCAAGGUGGAGGAACUGACGAGACAGCUGGAGGAGCUCCGAAGGGGACGAUCGACGAGGGACCCUCCGCCUGCGUCGGCUCUCGAGUUGGACAAGCUACGGAGGGAGCUUAUGUAUCGGAAUAAGUUGAAUGAGCAGCAGAACCAGCGGCUGCAUCAGCAGCGGGAGGCGCUGACCGCACGACAGGAAGAGAUGAGUGCUAUCGACAAAAGGAUAUCUGAGCUGCAGGAGAGGUUACACAGGAAGCGGCUUCUAAACCAACAGCUAGCGAAUCAGAUCAGCGCCGCGUCACACAAGGCUGCUUAUCACCAAUUAGUUAGGUUAACUGGAAAUGCUGAACAAAACAACCAGGCAUUCGCUAGAAAACAACAGCAAAAUAGUCAGCCAAACGGCCUAUCUAGAGGAAAUAUAGCUGCUGUGGAACCUUACAAUCAUGUGCCCUUACAGCAGCAGAAUCAACAGAUUAAGAAUAUCAACAGCCAACAGGAGACUACUACAUAUCAUCCAGUAUAUCAACAGAAUCAUCAUAUCAAAAAAGACUCGGAUUCUCCCAACAGCAAUACUGAGGCUCAAGAAUUGGCCAACAAGAUGGCCAACUUGUAUGCGCCCAGGCCAGACGAAAAUGACGCCCUGAAGGACUUCACCGUCUCGAAGAACGACCCCAAAUAUCAGACGCUACCCUACAACACCAAGUUCACGGUGAACCUCCUGCCCAACAGGAUAUCGAAGAACGAGAACAGCAAUGUAAAUAACAAUGACCACAAAGAGGAUGUAAAUAGUCACAUAUCGAACCAUGUAAAUGGCAAUUUUAACCUGCAAUCGACGCAUAUGACUGUACAUAGCGCGCCGUUAAGUAUAGUGAACAAGAACAUCGCUACCCCUUUGAACCAGCAUGAUUUAUUGAGUAGGAAGGUGAGCGACAAUAAGGAACAUGGCUUGCUGAAUGGUGGCGAGGAGUCCUUGGGUAUGAAUCAGCAUCAGAAAGAAAAUACAUAUCCUGCCAUUACUAGUACUAGUUCUGGUACAACAUAUCAAAAGCCCAUCAGUAGUGUUGCCCCCACGUCAAUCCACCACACUGGCAUCCUCUCAAACGUCUACCAAACCUCAUCCAUAAAAGUUCAACCCGUCGAGCCUCAAACGUUAACGACAAGCAAGAACCUAACCUCUAUCUCCUAUAACAGCCAGCAACAGGUCCAAUCGCCCCAGACCAGCAUCUUGUCUCCACCUCAGUCGAGUAGUACGCCAUUAACUGGCACCCCGGAUGUAGCGGAUAAGACUCCGAAACCGGCCUUGCCUCCUAAACCUGCGAUAAAACCCCCACCAAGACAGACGCAGGUUCUAAACGAGGAGAGUGUGCCUCCUCCGUUGCCUCUGAGUGAACCCCCAGAUGACAAUAAGAACGCCGGAAGCAAAAAUGUGCCUGCCAGUCAGAAACAAGGUACCCUCCCGCCUGUGGCUUUGAAUAACCAAAAUAACACCCCCAUCUCGGAGAUGAUAAUCAAGGCUAAACCACUAACCAUAAAAAAACAGCCCUUGAGCGAACAGCCUAAGCUAAGAACCGUUAACACCUACUCAAAACUUAACGGCCUAACAUCGAACAGACGGAUCGAGAUGCCACCCACUUUCCAUUUUCCAGAGCUCCAGAAUCCCGAAAAGGCUCCUGAAAGUCCUCCGUCACAACCGGAAAAGGACGAAACAGACAAAGUAUGUGUCGAGGAACCCGAAAAAGAUGACAAGCCGUUCGACGGUGUCGUCCGUCGUUGUAAGAAAGGCAACCUGAAGCAAACUGGAAAGUCUAACUUAUCUCGGAGGGUGAGCUUCGAUCCCUUGGCACUUCUGUUGGAUGCAAGUCUGGAAGGAGAGCUGGAACUGGUGAAGAAAACGGCGACGCAAGUAGCCAAUCCCAGCGCAGCUAACGAUGAAGGCAUAACUGCUCUGCACAACGCCAUUUGUGCUGGGCACUUGGAGAUUGUAAAAUUCCUUGUAGAGUUUGGGUGUGACGUGAACGCACAGGACAGCGACGGUUGGACGCCCUUGCACUGUGCUGCGAGCUGCAAUAAUUUAACCAUGGUAAAGUUUUUGGUGGAGCACGGAGCUUGCAUCUUUGCGACGACUUUGAGCGAUCACGAAACGGCCGCUGAGAAGUGCGAGGAAGACGAGGAAGGGUUUGAUGGAUGCUCGGAAUAUUUGUACAGUGUACAAGAAAAGCUUGGAAUUUUGUCUGGAGGAGUGGUGUACGCAGUUUUUGACUACACGGCGCAGCAACCUGACGAGCUUAGCUUCAAGGCUGGGCAGGAAUUUACAGUCUUAAGGAAGGGUGAUGAGAAUGAAAGGGAGUGGUGGUGGUCCCGUUUGGGUGACAAAGAAGGAUACGUUCCUCGAAAUCUUCUCGGACUCUACCCGAGGGUGACGAGGACAGAGGAAUGAGAGACAUAUUAUGUAUCAUAAGAAUAUAUAGUACCUUGGCCUUUUUGCUCUAUCGAAAUAAAAGAUAUUGUAUACAUCUCUUAUAUGUGAAAUGAAAUUUGUACCUUUGCUCAAUAUAUCGUUAUAUAUUGUA
Molecule: messenger RNA, 3379 nt
Organism: Anoplophora glabripennis (Asian longhorned beetle)
Lineage: Eukaryota; Metazoa; Arthropoda; Insecta; Coleoptera; Cerambycidae
Gene: ASPP
Product: apoptosis-stimulating of p53 protein 1
Exons: 10
Coding region: 1-3246 (1081 amino acids)
Biological process (GO): regulation of apoptotic process
Cellular component (GO): nucleus
Molecular function (GO): p53 binding
Source: RefSeq, a predicted model, not a curated record